AUUCCACUUUCCACUACAAAUUCUACUUUGGACCCCAAAUUUUACCUCACCCACAAGCAAGGCAUUAGCCCAAACUUCCAUAUAUUUCACGCCCCUUCUUUCUAAUUUUUCCACCUCCAGCUUCACAAUCCUACGCCCAUAUCCAUAUCUCAACUCUACACCUACUUAGCAACUCUUCUUAGAUUCAUGUACAUGUAUAUCUUCUUCCAACGAUCUUUGACAGAUACCCAUCAGGCUAAAAUCUCUAGGAAACCUUCCCUCAGCUCAUACUGUCUUUUUUGAGCUUCUCUUUUGCCUGUAUAUAUCUGUUCUUUUGCAGACUAGUUGAGUGAGGGAAAAAAUGAGAGCAGGAGGUUGCACGGUGCAGCAAGCUCUAACUGCGGAGGCGGCAACAGUCGUUAAACAAGCCGUGACUCUGGCUAGACGGCGAGGUCAUGCCCAAGUGACGCCACUCCAUGUAGCUAACACCAUGCUUGCUGCCUCUACUGGCUUAUUGAGAACAGCUUGUCUUCAAUCCCACUCUCACCCCCUCCAAUGCAAAGCUUUAGAGCUUUGCUUCAACGUUGCCCUUAAUCGUCUCCCAGCUUCUACAUCAAGCCCCAUAUUAGGUACUCAUUCCCAACAGUAUCCUUCAAUCUCUAAUGCCUUGGUUGCUGCCUUUAAGCGCGCUCAGGCUCAUCAACGGCGUGGCUCUAUUGAGAACCAGCAGCAGCCUCUCCUAGCUGUGAAAAUAGAGUUAGAGCAGCUCGUAAUAUCCAUUUUAGAUGAUCCUAGUGUUAGUAGAGUCAUGAGAGAAGCUGGUUUCUCGAGUACCCAAGUGAAAAGCAAUGUUGAACAAGCAGUUUCUUUAGAAAUUUGUUCUCAAAGUGCUCCUUCUGUAACUAGCAAGUCCAAGGAAAGCAACGUUCUUGCCCUUUCCCAUUCUCCUACUUUGAGUCAAGUAGAAGCCAAAGCAAGCAAACAAACAACAUCUUUAGAUCCAGUAAGGAACGAGGAUGUGAUGAGUGUUAUAGAAAAGUUAAUGAACAAAAGAAAGAGAAGUAUUGUGAUUGUAGGAGAGUGUCUUGCUAUUAUAGAGGGCGUGGUUAAAGGAGUUAUGGACAAAGUUAUUAAAGGAGACGUUCCUGAUUCUUUGAGGGAAGUGAAGUUUGUAUCAUUUCCAAUAUCUUCUUUUGCUCAUCUUUCCAGAGUAGAAAUAGAACAGAAGCUUGAAGAUCUUAAGAGCCUGUUGCGAAGCUAUGUGAGCAAAGGAGUUGUGUUGAAUUUGGGAGAUCUCAAGUGGGUCAGUGAGUAUAGGACUAGCAGUUCAAGCUAUUUGUGUCCAAUGGAGCAAAUGAUCAUGGAGCUUGGGAAAUUGGCCUGUGGACUUGGCGAACAAAAUGGGAAAUUUUGGCUAAUGGGGAUUGCUACUUUUCAAACAUACAUGAAGUGCAAAUCUGGCAAUCCAUCACUUGAGACUAUUUGGAGUCUCCAUCCUCUUACAAUUCCUGCAGGCAGCUUACGCUUAAGUCUCAUCACCGACAGUGAUCUGCAAAGUCAGUCCACAAGCAAUAAAGCAGAUCAAAGCUGCUGGAUUAUACUUGAAGGUGAUGAAGAGAAUCAACUCACUUGCUGUUCUGAUUGUACAGCCAAGUUUGAAAACGAGGCUCGAAGCUUACAGGCUACUACUUGUAACAGUGAGUCUACAAGUUCUAGCCUUCCUGCAUGGCUUCAACAAUGCAAAAAUGAGAUCAAAGGACUUAACAAUAGUAAUGAUCAGGAUUCUGUCUCAAUCAAAGAUCUUCGCAAAAAGUGGAACUCAAUUUGCAGUUCAACCCACCACCAACCUUAUUCUUCUGAGAAAACCAUCACAUUUUCUUCUGUGUCACCUUCCUCUUUUUCUUCUGGUUUCUCAUAUGCUCAGCGAUACUCUAAUUUGCAACUAAUCCAUCAUGACUGGCCAAUGGUUGAACCCAAGCAAUCAUGGAGGGACUACCAUUUCUGGGUCGGUUCAGAAACUGUUAACAAGGGAAGCGCUACAAUUGAUGAACCCAGCUUGAGAAUGUACAUUCCAGAGCAUAGAGAUUAUCCCAAACCUCCAUUUUCAUCGAAUCCAAGUUCUACUCCUAAUUCCACUUCUUCCAGUGAUGUAAUGGAAAUAGAAUAUCUCCACAAGUUCAAGGAGCUGAACGCUGAGAACUUGAAAAUUCUAUGCAAUGCAUUGGAGAAAAAGGUGCCAUGGCAGAAAGAUAUAAUCCCUGAAAUCGCGAGCACGAUCUUGCAAUGCAGGUCAGGCAUGGUAAGAAGAAAAGGGAAGGUUAGAAACUGUGAGGCCAAAGAAGAAACUUGGUUACUAUUUCAAGGAGUUGAUAUGGAAGCUAAAGAGAAGAUAGCCAAAGAAUUGGCUAGAAUAGUCUUUGGCUCGCAGAACAAUUUUAUUUCCACUGCAUUAAGCAGCUUUUCAUCCACAAGAGCAGAUUCAACCGAAGACUGCAGAAACAAGAGAUCAAGAGAUGAACAAAGUUGCAGCUACAUCGAAAGAUUUUCCGAGGCUUUGUCAAGCAACCCACAUCGAGUUUUCUUAGUGGAAGAUAUUGAGCAAGCAGAUUAUCGCUCAAAGUUGGGUUUUAAAAGGGCAAUUGAAAGAGGAAGAAUAACAAAUGUCAUUGGUGAAGAAGUUGGUCUCAGUGAUUCUAUCAUUAUUUUGAGCUGUGAAAGCUUUAGCUCAAGAUCAAGAGCCUGUUCUCCAACCAUCAAGCAAAAAACCGAUAAUUCCCAAGAAGAAGAGAAAGGUCCAAGCAGUGCAACAAUGGAGGAAACAAGCCCUUGUGUCUCACUGGAUUUGAAUAUCUCCAUUGACGAUGAUAGUGCUGAGGAUCAAUCAAUUGACGACAUUGGCCUUCUUGAAUUUGUCGAUAGAAGGAUUAUUUUAAAAAUCCAUGAAUUCUAAAUCCUAAUACUAACUAGAUAGGGGAAAACACGGUGAAUAUUCAUGUCACUAGAGGUAGUUUUGAUCUUUUUUUUUUUUAUUUUUUCUUUUUAAAAAUGUUGUUUAAAUAGUUUUUAGAUUCUGAUAUAUAGGAUUCCUAGGGUUAGAGAUAAAGAAAGGUGAUGCUUUCUUAAUGUAAAAUCAUCACAUUGUACAAUAUCGUCCAUUAUCUUCAUGAAAUACCUUGAAAAAAAAAACUUCAUAAACCCCAAAAA
Messenger RNA from Manihot esculenta (cassava), 3183 nucleotides. RefSeq names its product protein SMAX1-LIKE 3. The coding region runs from base 341 to 2929 and encodes 862 amino acids. The transcript is spliced from 3 exons. Lineage: Eukaryota; Viridiplantae; Streptophyta; Magnoliopsida; Malpighiales; Euphorbiaceae. The record is from RefSeq and is a predicted model, not a curated record.